Messenger RNA from Acanthoscelides obtectus, 1706 nucleotides. The record is from the annotation of a GenBank genome assembly. NCBI's taxonomy places the organism in Eukaryota, Metazoa, Arthropoda, Insecta, Coleoptera, Chrysomelidae.
CUUCUACCUCUUCCACUUGUACCUUCUACCGCCGCCACUUUCCAGGAAAUGAAAAAUAUAAAUUCUUUUGCAUAUAUAUUUUUUAUACUAAUUAUACAUAGAGAGAGUUUUAAGAUCUCUUAAAAACGGAAAAAUUCGUAAAUAUACGUUUGAAAUAGUCCCCCUCCUAAAUUAACAGCUGAUUUUUUUGACAUUUCUGACAGAUGGUAAUGCGAUAAACAGAGAGAGAUAAUGCAUUUUGCAUUUGUCGAAAUGAAAUGGAAAUAGAAACACGUCAGUUGUCUGUCAAAUUCAUUUGAGGUUCAUUUCAUACGUGUCUAAUGUGUUUUUCCAAUGUACAAAAAUCUGAAAUACUGCAUACUAAUAUCCUUCUUCCAAUUUUGGUGAUAAAGUUAUGAAGGUGAUACAAUUAAAACCAAAGGAAGUAUAUUCUAUAUUCAAACAGGCAUUACCUAUGCUGUAGUUGCUGUUAAAGCACCUAACAACAUAUGCCAGUGGAUUAAAGAUAGGAAAACUAUUAAUUUAAUAAUGCAAUGCUUCCUAGAAGACGUCGUACUGGUUCAGAUUCAGAAAAUGGACCCACGGUCGUUGUAGGAAAUGACAGAUAUUGGACACAAAGUCAUUCACAAGAAAAAACUUUCACACAGGUGAACAAUGUUUCUUUAGAUUACUAUCUAGAGGAGGAUUUGAUAGAAGAUUACAGUGAUCCAGAACCGAUCAUGACGGCGAGAGACAGAACCAGCGAAUUUGUCAACACAAUCCAAAUGCUUCAAGGCAGAAACAUACAAAGGGCUGUGGCUGCUAGGGAUCCGAAAAAGUCUAAAGCAAUACAGAGCCAUUCAGAGUUUAUGUUAGUAGCAAAAAACAUAGGGAAAAAUAUUGCCAGCACAUAUGCCAAACUGGAAAAAUUAACAUUGUUGGCAAAAAGGAAGUCGUUAUUCGACGACAGAACGGCAGAGAUUCAGGAAUUGACCUAUAUAAUAAAAGGAGAUCUUAGUAGUUUAAACCAACAGAUAGCUCAGCUUCAAGAUAUUUCCAGAAGACAGAAGCAAAAUACAAAUGGCAGGCAUUUACAGUCAUAUUCAAGCAAUGUUGUUCUGGCCUUACAAUCGAAGCUUGCUACCAUGUCUACUGACUUUAAGCAGAUAUUGGAGGUCAGAACCGAGAAUUUGAGGCAUCAGAAAAAUAGAAGGGACCAAUUCUCACAUGGUUUGCCUCCGCCGUCGGUUCCACAAAGUUCACAAGGAAGUUUGCUGUUGCAAGAACAAGACCAAGUGAGCAUUAAUCUGGAGGGUUCAGCUCUGGUUCCAAAGCAGCAAAGUCAAAUGCAAGCUGCCUUGAUGUACGACGAAACAGAUCAGUAUUUGCAAAACCGAGCCGAGACCAUGCAAAAUAUCGAGUCGACGAUAGUCGAACUAGGCGGAAUCUUCCAGCAGCUUGCCCACAUGGUGAAAGAACAAGAAGAAAUGGUGGAAAGGAUAGACACUAACGUGGAACACGCUGAGAUGAAUAUUGAGGCUGCGCACGCGCAGAUUGUUAAAUAUUUCAAUACGAUUUCAUCCAACAGGUGGUUGAUGAUUAAAAUCUUCGGAGUGCUUAUAUUUUUCUUUGUAUUCUUCGUUGUAUUUUUGGCCUAGGAUUUUUAUAUUGUAAGAAAUUUUAUAAAAUGCCUAUUAAAAUAAAAUAUUUUGACAUUUAUCGUUUUA